AUGGCUGCUUCCCCCGUUCCCCUGUUCCGCCGCCGCCUCAUUUCUCCUUCGAUUAUCAGUCCACGUAAGUCCGCAUCAUGGGAUACCGUGGGCCAACCAACACAGGAGAUAGGCCCUUUCCAGUCAUUUCGACAAAACUCCCCCCAAAGAACGCCAUCGUCCUCCGCCCUAAGGUCCUCGACGUACCGGACGUCGGCAGAUGUGCUCUCCAUUUUGCUCGAUACCUACGCACCUAGUGAGGCCUCAGGUAUUGUAGUCUUGCUGCACACACCCGCCAAACCUGUUGGACUUCUGGUUUCCUUGGACCGCUACGGUAGAUUCUCCAGGAUAAGAAACCUACACUCGUCCCUCCUUCUUCCUUCCCUCUCCACUGUCCGUCUCACUCCCUCGAUCCACGCCUGUUCUCCCCGCUUUGCCUCUUGUCAAGAGUCUGUGCUGGAACAUGAGGAUGAGGGAGGAGAGAGUUCGUUGUCGCUCGCCAUCAAAGUAGGGACAUUUUAUACCCUGUGCCCAUUUGACCCGACAACUAUGGGUCUAAUGUACGCCAAUCAUGCUUCAUCCUCUAGAAACAAGGCUGACUGA
This is a messenger RNA of Pochonia chlamydosporia 170, 582 nucleotides long. RefSeq lists its product as hypothetical. The transcript has a single exon. Bases 1 to 582 code for a protein of 193 amino acids. The record is from RefSeq and is a predicted model, not a curated record. Lineage: Eukaryota; Fungi; Ascomycota; Sordariomycetes; Hypocreales; Clavicipitaceae.